Messenger RNA from Melanaphis sacchari, 527 nucleotides. RefSeq lists its product as uncharacterized. The record is from RefSeq and is a predicted model, not a curated record. NCBI's taxonomy places the organism in Eukaryota, Metazoa, Arthropoda, Insecta, Hemiptera, Aphididae. The transcript has 3 exons. The coding region runs from base 33 to 473 and encodes 146 amino acids.
AGAAUAUAAUACCUAAACGUGAACGUGAGUUGAUGGCAAAUUCAGCUGUUUGCUCCAAGCAUUUUGAACCAAAUCAAAUUAUCAGAGAAUGGACUUCUGGACACAUAAAGUAUGCAUUGAAAAAACCAAGGUUAAAGGAAGGGGCGAUUCCAACAAUAUUUCCUGAUAUACCAAAGUCAUGCUUAAAAAGUAUACCUAAGACAAGGAAAAGUCCUAAAAAGCGUUUGUUGGCAUGUGAUACUCAAAUAAUUCAAAGUUCAUAUCAAACUCCCCAUGAAAUGUUAUUCGACUGUGAACUUGAGACUUCUACAGUGGCUCAGAGUAUAAAUCAAUUUAGUGCUUGGAAUUCAGUUGAAUUGUUGGAGCUUCCGAAUUUAUCAUGGUCUUUGUUUAAAAUGCAACAUUUUAAAAUAAUUGCUUCUAUAGAAUUGUCAUUACACUCAGAUCCUGAAACUGUCUUCACUAUUAUAUAAGAAUGAGGAUGAGACACUAUGAAAGAGAGCAAAAUAGGAACCAAAAAAAAAAAA